This is a messenger RNA of Petromyzon marinus (sea lamprey), 4228 nucleotides long. It is a transcript of the gene ALDH1L2, whose product is annotated as aldehyde dehydrogenase 1 family member L2. Lineage: Eukaryota; Metazoa; Chordata; Hyperoartia; Petromyzontiformes; Petromyzontidae. The record is from RefSeq and is a predicted model, not a curated record. Gene Ontology annotation, biological process: biosynthetic process; 10-formyltetrahydrofolate catabolic process; one-carbon metabolic process. Gene Ontology annotation, cellular component: cytoplasm. Gene Ontology annotation, molecular function: formyltetrahydrofolate dehydrogenase activity; oxidoreductase activity, acting on the aldehyde or oxo group of donors, NAD or NADP as acceptor.
CGCGUUGCGUCAGCCCUCCAGCCUGCACCUCCCCUCCCUCCACACACCACCAACCUCCUCCUCCCCUCUCCUCCCACUAAAGCCUUUGCUAACACUGCCGCACGCACACGCGCACGCUCACACACACACAUAUACGGCGACGGUGCCGCCUAGCUCCUGCUCACACGCCGGAGACGGGAGAGAGAGAAGAGGCGAGGAAAGGGGAGCUUUGUCAUUUCCCCCGGACGAGGGACAAUUUCGAGGGGCUUUCAAGUGCAAGGAGGCUGACUGGCGAUGUUGUCCGCUCACACCUUCGUGCGGAGGGUGUCAGCCGGCAGAGUUUAUUAUGCCAACAAGCUGAAGGUGGCUGUGAUUGGACAGAGCCUGUUCGGACAGGAGGUGUACAAGUCCUUGCGGAAGGAGGGCCAUGCUAUCGUGGGGGUAUUCACCAUCCCUGAUAUCAAUGGAAAACCCGACCCCUUGGCUUUGGUGGCCGACAAGGAGGGGACGCCCGUGUUCAAGUUCCCUCGUUGGAGGACGAAGGGAAAGCCCAUUCCGGAGGUGCUGGAGGCGUACAAGUCCCUCGGAGCCCAGCUCAACGUGCUGCCCUUCUGCUCGCAGUUCAUCCCCAUGGACGUCAUAGAUCACCCAAGCCACGGCUCCAUCAUUUACCACCCGUCCCUGCUGCCUCGCCACCGCGGUGCCUCCGCCAUCAAUUGGACUCUGAUCCACGGGGACCAGCGUGGAGGCCUCAGCGUGUUCUGGGCCGACGCCGGCCUCGACACGGGGCCCUUGUUGCUACAGCGUGAGUGCCGCGUCGAGCCCAACGACACGGUGGACUCGCUCUACAACCGCUUCCUCUACCCCGAGGGCAUCAAGGCCAUGACGGAAGCCGUUCAGCUGAUUGCCGACGGAAAAGCCCCCAGGAUACCGCAAACAGAAGAAGGAGCUUCGUAUGAAGGCAUACAACAUAAAGAAGCUGCACAGAUCAACUUCGACCAGCCGGCCGAGGCAAUACACAACUGGAUACGUGGGCACGACAAAGUCCCCGGGGCCUGGACCCUCAUCGAUGGACAAAGGUUAACGCUGUUUGGGUCAUCGCUGGCGAAUGUCGGCACGGUGGUGGGGCAGCCUCUGGAGAUUCCCGGUGCCACCCAGCCAGGCACCAUAACCAAGAGCGGCCUCCUCCUGCACGGAAAUGAUGGCAAGACGCUUCUGGUAAGGAACCUACAGUUUGAAGACGGGAAAAUGAUUCCGGCCUCCAAAUAUUUCUCGUCGGGAGAUGAGGGAAGCGUGGAGCUCACGGACGACGAAAAGGCCUUUGCGGAGGAGGUUCGGGCGAUAUGGAUGAGCAUUCUCAGUAACGUGCCUGUCGUGGAAGACUCGACUGACUUUUUCAAGUCCGGAGCUGCGUCCAUGGAUGUAGUGAGGCUGAUUGAGGAGCUGAAGCAGAGGAGGGGGGACCUGCAACUGCAGACGGAGGACGUGUACAUGGCCACUUCCUUCCGCGACUUCACCCACAUGGUCGUGCGGCGGCUGCGUGGGGAGGACCGUGCCGAGGAGCUGGCCGUCGACCACGUCGUAAAAGAGGUGAACAACUUGACCGUGAGGAUACCGCAUCAGUGUUUCAUCGAUGGGAAGUUCGUUGACGCGGAUACCAGCAAGACCUACGACACGGUCAACCCCACAGAUGGAUCGGUGAUCUGCAAGGUGGCGUUCGCUUCCGUUGCCGACGUCGAUGAGGCCGUUGCAGCCGCCAAGAGAGCGUUCGAGAGCGGAGAGUGGGGGCGCAUGAACCCCCGUGACAGAGGGCGCCUCCUGUACAAGCUCGCCGACCUCAUGGAGGAGCACCAGGAGGAGCUGGCCACCAUCGAGACGCUCGACUCGGGGGCCGUGUACACGCUGGCACUCAAGACGCACGUGGGCAUGUCCAUACAGACCUUCCGAUACUUCGCCGGCUGGUGCGACAAGAUACACGGCACUACCAUUCCGAUCAACCAAGCACGGCCUAAUCGAAACCUCACCUUCACAAAGAGAGAACCAAUAGGCGUCUGUGGCAUCGUCAUUCCUUGGAACUACCCCCUCAUGAUGCUGGCGUGGAAGAGUGCGGCGUGCCUGGCGGCUGGGAACACCCUGGUGCUCAAGCCUGCUCAGGUGACCCCGCUGACUGCGCUCAAGUUCGCCGAGCUCGCGGCUAAAGCUGGAUUUCCAAAGGGCGUCAUUAACAUCAUCCCUGGCUCAGGCUCCAUAGUCGGUCAGAGGAUGUCCGAGCACCCACACAUCCGUAAGCUCGGAUUCACCGGCUCUACGCCCAUCGGAAAGCAGAUCAUGAAGAGCUGUGCCACGAGCAACCUCAAGAAGGUGUCUCUAGAACUCGGUGGAAAAUCACCGCUCAUCAUUUUCAACGACUGCGACAUCGACAAGGCGGUGAGGAUGGGCAUGAGCGCAGUGUUCUUUAACAAAGGCGAGAACUGCAUUGCGGCGGGGAGGCUGUUUGUGGAGGAAUCCAUCCAUGACGAAUACGUGCGGAGAGUGGUGGAGGAGAUUAAGAAGAUGAAGGUUGGCGACCCGCUGGAUCGGUCCACGGACCACGGCCCUCAGAACCACCGUGCGCACAUGGAGAAGCUGGUGGAGUACUGCGAGGUGGGGGUCAAGGAGGGGGCCACGUUGGUGCACGGGGGGCGGCAGGUUCCUCGACCAGGGUUUUUCAUGGAGCCGUCUGUCUUCACGGGUGUGGAGGACCACAUGUACAUCGCUCAGGAGGAGUCCUUCGGGCCCAUCAUGGUCAUCUCCAAGUUCCCUGAUGGGGAUAUUGACGGGGUCCUCGCGCGCGCCAACAACACGGAGUUCGGCCUGGCGUCCGGCGUGUUCACGCGCGACAUCUCCAAGGCGCUGUACGUGAGCGAUCAGCUCGAGGCCGGCACCGUCUUCAUUAACACCUACAACAAGACCGACGUGGCCGCCCCCUUUGGGGGCUUCAAGCAGUCCGGCUUUGGGAAGGACCUUGGUGAGGAAGCGCUUAACGAGUACCUUCGAACAAAGGCGGUAACUGUGGAGUACUAAGCUUACCAAAACGCGACAAGGGACGCCACAUUUAAAGGGAACGGAACAGUGAACUCUAUGCACAAAACAAAUAAAUCACGUCUGAAAUUGGCAUGGAGGUGGUGUUUGGGGCUGGGUGAAGAGCCUACAAGCACCUGGCGAGGCAUGCCGGACCCUGUCCAACACGACAAUCGGAGUCAUCACCUUUUGUCGAGGGACUGCGUCAAAGUACCAUCUCGCGCUGUCAAGUCAUGCCCGUGCCGCCCGUGUCUGUUUGCCAAGCUACCCGCCAGCUCUCCUUCCUUGUGGGUGGAACAAACCAACGUGUACAUUUUAUAUUUUUUUGAAAUUCCAUCAGCUGUUGUAUUGUCCCAGCUUGCUCUCUUUGGCCAGUCUCGUCUGUAAAGUUUGUGAUGUUUUUUUUUUUACGUGUGCCAUGCUCAGUCGCUGGUUGUUUGUUGGGUUUUCGAUUCUGGGUUUUUGUUCUUGAAGAAGAUAAAAAGUCAGUGCCAGGAAUUAAAUUUGUCUAUAAAAUAAAACAAUUGCUAACCUAGCACUUCUCACAGCCUGGGUUCGAAUGAAAAGGUUUUGCCCACCAUCGCAGCUUAAGCAACAAAUCAAUCAAAUGCUUCCACCUGCGAACCUUCUCAAUAUGAACUCUCAUCUCCGACAUUUAGAGCAGCCUAGACCCAGUUUGUCUAUCGCAGAGAGGGGGAUUUUUGGUAAUGCAGUGAUACUGUGGAUUGAAUGCCUGCAGUAUGACUGCAAUAUAGCUUAAUUGGGACAGAAAUAAAAAAAUAGACGUAUAAAAUAUAUCAAUGCACAGUCAUUAAUAUGCAUUUACAAACCAUGUCUAGGACUUUUGGCUAUGUACGGUGCUAAAUAAGUUCAACAUACAUGCAUAGGCUGCUCUCAUCGUUGGAGGUGAGAGUGAAUAUUGAGUGGGUAGCAGAUGGAAGGAUUUAUUGAUUUGUUGAUGAAGCUAAACUUGUCAAAUUGGUAUCUAUGCAUUGUUCGAUUAAAAUAUUGUACCUCGCUACACUCGUGGUACAUUAAUCAAAAUUGGCUGUGGGAAUUGAGAUUUGACAAUGUAUGCAAAUUACAUGUACAUAUUCAAAUUAUUAAUUUAAGCAAACUGGGUGGAAUAAAUCUGUAUGGAUGACAAAGAAUACACAGUCAUACAAAGAAGAUGGUAUACAUGAAAGAC